CCGACGCCGCUCCCGAUUCCGGGGCCCACCGGCGCGCCGAGCCGCCCGCCGACAGCUGUGCCGCUUCCGAGGCCUACACACAAGCCGACCGGUGGCCCGUCGACGCCCCCAUCACCCUCGCCGAGCUCUGAUCCGUCGCACGCCCCGAGCUACUCCCCGACGCAUCCGCCGUCGCCGCUUCCGACGCCGCGGCCAACCGACGGGCCCUCGGCCUACCCGUCGACGCCGCCGUCCUACGCGCCGACGCCAGCCCCAACGAUGAAACCGACGGGCGGGCCGUCCGCGUACCCCACGCCGAACCCGACGCGGAGGCCGACGAAGCUGCCGACGUCGGCCCCCACGCUGACGCCGACCACGGCGAGCCCGUCGGCCGCUCCCACUCUGGCGCCGACGUACGCGCCGUCGCUCUCGCCGAGCGCGUCCAUUCCGACGCCGAGCCCGAGCCCGCCGCCGUCGCUCGCGCCGGAGCCCGCGCCGACGCCUUCGCCGUCCGCCUCCAGCGUCCAUCGCCAGCCGUUCCCCCCCUCCCCUGACUUCGUCUUCCGCAGGUCGACGCCGCCGUCGUACACGCCGACCCCGGCCCCCGAGCCAGCUCCGACGGCUGCCCCGUCGUACACUCCGACGAGCGUGCCCUCCACGGCGAGCCCAUCGGCGAACCCGACCGCGCACAUGCCCACGCCCGCGCCGUCGACACUCCCGACUUCGUCGCCGUACUACAUCGGCGAGGUCGGCACGGCCAUCACGCUCUGCAUGGGCUGCUCGGAGCUGCGUGGAAAUCAAAUCUUCAACUCGACUUCAAUGUGA
Molecule: messenger RNA, 804 nt
Organism: Aureococcus anophagefferens
Lineage: Eukaryota; Pelagophyceae; Pelagomonadales; Pelagomonadaceae
Exons: 2
Source: RefSeq, a predicted model, not a curated record